AUGACAUAUGCGACUCCGCUACUGGUCAAUGCACAGGCAACACUAAAUGUAUGAGAGGAUGGUUUGGCGUAGGAUGUCAAUAUCGUGAGUUGUUUUUAUUUAUAUAUCUUGAACAUUUUCUAGGCCUAUCACUCAGUUGCAUAAGCUAUAUUUAUUUACUGUUCAUAUUUUGUAGUCGAAUUAUUGACACCUAUGCAAAAUAUUUUUAAAAAAUGCAAAAAAAAAAACAACCACUAUGUGAAAUUAAAAGUAAACAAUAAUUGUCUUUUUUAAUAUUAGGGAGUAGGGAAACAAAUCGAUUACCACAUCUGGUUUAAUGUUGUUCCCAAAUUUUAAAAGUAUCAAGGGUCAUGUACACAUUUGCCCUCUUUCCGGGGUGUGCCGACCCUAGAAUGUCAUUGGUCAGUAUACUUCAAACUUCCAGGAAAAAGAUACUUCCUUGACAUCAUGUGGUGGUUUGUUUCAUUCCGAAAUUUAACUGUAAAGGUUUUGUUUUACUGUAAAAGUUUUGUUUUACUCUAUAGGUUUUAUCAGGAUAAUGUAGCAAUUUUUUUUCUUCUAAUCCCGGAAAUCAACGUUUCUAAAAAAGAUUUCAAUUUUUAUAAACAUGAAAAUGGUAUUAUUUCCAAAAAAUGUUUUCUUUAUUAGCUUUUCAAAAUAGUGUAGAGAAAGCGUUGUGUGGAAUUGUGUAAACUACGCAUUAAAGCGAACUGUAUGGAGUUGUAAAAAAAAAAAUUAAGUUAAACAAAUAAUGGAAAAACCUGAGAAAUGCAUGCGUCCUGUUUUCAGGUUUUCCCACUCUUUGUAUAACCCUUUCCUUCUACCCUGACCCGAUUGCAGCCUCUCCCCUUUAUUUACAUUGAGGAAAAUGGGAACUAAAAGUAAAUCCUGGUGGUAACUCUAGACCAAAUAUCAGUACAUUUACUAAGAAUUGUGUAUCAUAUUACGGAAGCUUUUUAGAUGAGCACGGGAACCAGUAAAAUAUUUUACUUAUAGAGGCUGUAUAAUUACUUACAAGGAAGUUAAAAUCCGGUGAAAGUCAAAACAUCAAAUAGUUCUUUGGUAAAGAUGAGACUAAAAUAAACGGACUGAAGUUUCAGACAGUUACACCUGUCUGAUUGUAUAUAGUGCAGGAGUUAACACAGUAAAUCUUAAUAGACGUUGUUAAGGUCCUAACAGUCUAGUGGAAGGGCGCAACUAAAUAUUUUUAUAUACUUUACCUUAUAAAGAUAUAACACUAUGCCUAAUGUAAGAAAAGUUUUAACAGAAUAUCUUUUUUAUAAACGAGUUAUCAACAUGGCAAUUUAAUGACAUUUUGUAAAAUACCUUUUGAUCUAUAUCGAUAAAUAUAUGCAUUUUUUAACAUUCAACAUUUGUUCUAAGAUAUUUGCCCACAGUUUAGAUUAAUACAUUUUAACAUUAAAAUAUAAAUUUUGUAAGAAUUUAGAUAAUUUAAGGGUAAUUAUGAUUUUUUUUAAUCAAGGGUACGUUUCGUUACGCUUUCAUGACUUAACUGUUCUUGGUAAUGUUGCAUUUUAGCGUCGGUAAUUGAAAAAAAAAAAAAAUUCGUUGGUAUUUAAAAAAAAAAUAUUUUUCAAAUAAAUAAAUAUUCAUUGCCGAAGUUCUGUAUUUCUAGUGAAGUCCCAAACAGAAAUGCAGCAACUUUGCAGGCUUGCAUACAGCAGCAUAUUUUGCCAGUUUCUCCCAUCAAUUCUGACGGUUGGGCAGCAUAUGCCAAGUUAUGCGCAAGUCGACAGGAUAUGAGGUGGAAUAUAUCAACAUUCAGUUGUUGUCCAUCAACACAACUUCGUUGACCCAAACGAUACAGAAGUCCACACACAGAGCAUUUAGAAUAUGUGGAUGCCGACUAAGCCCUAAGUGAACAGACAGUGCGGGGACUAGUCCUGCUCUAUUUUCGUCAUAUUUGCACGAGUUUGCUUAUCGUUAUUACUUUGGUGAUGUAGACUUAUUUUCACAGUUCUUCAUCACUUUGGCUGACAAUUAUGGAUACACGAACAUGCGUUUUCACUAUUGUAUCUCGGGAUAAACCUUAACAUUGUUUUAUAUGGUUUAAUUAUUUUUUAACAAUUUUUAAAUUUGUUUAAUUACCGACGCUAAAAUACAACAUUACCCUUUUCUUAGAGUGUACUCAAUUUCAAAUAGAAUAUGGAACUCAUUUCAUAAACUCUUAAAUGAGCAGGAAUGCAACUUAUUAUCACGGUAGCCGCACAGCACUAGGCGUAAGCUAGGUCUAGCAUGAGUUAUAUUGUACGAUGUCAUUCAGCAUGAUCUUGAGCCUGUUAGUCUUUUCUGAUACGUAGAGAAAUUUAAAACCUUAAAUUCGAAGAUCGUUACGCAUUGGGUCCAUCAGUAGCCUAAAUGCCAGGAGGAAGAUAACGCUGAAACUUGAUUGACAACAUAAAAUUUGCCGACGUAAUUCUUCAGCAAGCCUCACACGUUUGGGAAAGAUUGAAAACUAUACAGCACUGCGACGCCUCACAGCUAGAAGGGUAAAGAAGAAGAGGAGAUGGUUAGUAUAAAAUGAUUCUUUUUAACCAGAUUUUUAUGGAAAAUUCAAUAUUUUUUUUGUUACAGAGGAUUUAACCAGUGUGCCGUCUACUACAAUAACCAGCUCCCCGUUACAAACAUCUAACACAUGGAUCACUGACAGAGAUGACUCUACCUGUAAUCAAGACAUCUAUCUACAAUCUGUUGUUGUAGCAUGGAAUAUUACCUACCCUUUCUCAUGGUUGAGACUCGCUGCCAAGGAUAAUGGUACGUGUGAUUUUGUAUAACUUGAUAAAUUUUAAAACGUUUUUUUAAAACACGCGGUAGGAUUAAAAUCGUUUAAAUAAACACAAAUAAAAACUGUUACAUGAAAACUAGUUGCUUUUAUUUAUUUUGAAAUCAUUUAUAUGAACUUCGCUUUUAUUUGUGUGUUUGUGGCAAAAUCUUCGGAAGGCUAAAUGACCCACUUGCAGUUAGUAUAUCGAGCUAGAAUUUAUCAUAACAUAUGACAAAAUAUUCUCUCAUAUUUUCAGCCCCACUUCCACCCUCAAACAACAAAGAUAAGUUUAUCCCAUUUUCAAAGAGAAAGCUAAUUGACCCAUUUCCUGUUAUCCUAUCGAGCUUAAACUUGGCACAUAUACAUGUUCUUAAUGAAAAUUCAAAUUUUUAGCCCCGUCCCCACUUCAGCCCCACAAUCACUUUUUUCCCCAUUUUUUAAGGAAGUGGGGUGGGAAUGUUUUGUUAAAUGUGUGCAUGCUUUGGUGUGGAGAUUAAUUGUGUAGCUGUUGUUAUUACCAGGUAUUUGUGACGUAUUUUGGGUAUGCAGUAAAAAAAUGUAUUUUUGAAGGGGCCAAUGAAGGCAUAUAAAACGCGUUUUCGACAGAAUUUUACCCAUUUACCUAAACGCUUCUCAAUAAAUGAAAAGUGACGUACAUUACGUAAAUGGAAUUAUAAAUACAUAUACAGGAUUUAUAUAAAUAAAAAAGUAAAGGUUGUUUUUAAUUCUUGAUAAUUGUUCAAAUGAUUCAAUAAUAUAAUUAAGCACAAAGCCUUUCAAGUUCUUGGACUUUUUUUUUUAUUGCAAUAUCAAUGCUGAACAAACAAGCUGAUGUGCAUAUUUUUUCACGCGUAGCUUACCCUGGGACAUUUAUGGUUUCCUUCAAAACGAGCGGUGGCAGCUUAACAGAAACGCCUUGCA
Messenger RNA from Lymnaea stagnalis (great pond snail), 3706 nucleotides. NCBI's taxonomy places the organism in Eukaryota, Metazoa, Mollusca, Gastropoda, Lymnaeidae. The record is from the annotation of a GenBank genome assembly.